Messenger RNA from Naegleria lovaniensis, 750 nucleotides. RefSeq lists its product as uncharacterized. The record is from RefSeq and is a predicted model, not a curated record. The coding region runs from base 1 to 750 and encodes 249 amino acids. Lineage: Eukaryota; Heterolobosea; Eutetramitea; Acrasida; Naegleriidae. The transcript has a single exon.
AUGUUUGAAUAUUUCAAAUCCAUCACAGAAACUGUUGCUCAAAACAGUGCCAAUCUCAUUGAACUGUACAAGAAGGAUUUAAACGAAUUUGCUGCAGUUGUUUCCAAUGAAUUACAAUUACCACCACCACCAUCGUCAUCCUCGGAACAACCAUCAUCAUCUCUCACAACCACACUCUCGGAAAUACUUCAUAAUGAACAAUCUUAUUUACAACCCAUUUAUUUAACAGAUGAAAAUGAUUUAAAUACAAUUCAAAUUGAUAUCAAUUCUGAUCAAGUGACAACAGAUAUUACAUUAAUAUUAGAAAAUGAUUCAAUUCUUAAAGAUAUUCAUAUGAAAUUAGUACCUUCUCAAGUCUCCUAUUUAUUAUUUUGGAAGAGAUACUUUCAAUUGAAAAUUAAUUUCGAAGAAUUUGAAAAAAAGAGAAAAUUAUUUGAAUCGUUGAAAGAAGAGACAAAGAAUACGAACACUACUACGACUCGUGAAGAAUUUUAUUUAAAUGUUUUGAAUGAAAUACUUGAAAGUGAUGAAUUUAAAACAGUCAACGAUGUAAAAGAAUUUAUUAAGAUACAAUUAUCAGGUAUUGUUGAAAGCAAUAAUGGUUCGUUACUCGUGUCCGAUGCUGCUCGUGCUUCUACUACACCUAGCAGUCAUGCUGUUGAAUCGAAUCGAGAGAUGGCAACCACUCAUCUAGACCAUCACACAACAACAAACACUACUGAAGCUUCAGACGAAGAUGAUUGGGAGUAA